AUGGUGGAAAUUAUAGGGAAUGUUUCAAAUUCAAUCCCAGUAAUUUUGGAAGCAGGUGAUCACUCGGGUAAAGAUAUGGAAACUUCCAAAUUACAGGAUCCUCCAAUUAACGACUUCCCCCAAGUCAAGGAAUUUCCAAACGUAGAUAGGCCAAUUUCAAACAAUGGGUUAACUAUCGUUGACAAUCCCAUGAACCCCCUGAAUCCACCAGCACUAGCAGUC
Molecule: messenger RNA, 222 nt
Organism: Ilex paraguariensis (yerba mate)
Lineage: Eukaryota; Viridiplantae; Streptophyta; Magnoliopsida; Aquifoliales; Aquifoliaceae
Source: the annotation of a GenBank genome assembly